Messenger RNA from Neurospora tetraspora, 1986 nucleotides. RefSeq lists its product as uncharacterized. Gene Ontology annotation, molecular function: ubiquitin protein ligase activity; metal ion binding. Gene Ontology annotation, biological process: protein polyubiquitination. NCBI's taxonomy places the organism in Eukaryota, Fungi, Ascomycota, Sordariomycetes, Sordariales, Sordariaceae. The coding region runs from base 1 to 1986 and encodes 661 amino acids. The record is from RefSeq and is a predicted model, not a curated record. The transcript is spliced from 3 exons.
AUGUCCGCUACCAACGGUGCGGCCGCCGACUAUCGUAGUCACAGUCACAUGCGAUCUGGCAGUCUCAACAUCAACCCAAACCUGGCAGGGCCUGGUGCUGCCCCGACCAUGAUUGCGUCUCCCAUGCCUGGCGGCCAACUGCCAGGAGCACACCGAUUUGAUCAUUCGCGUAGUCCGCCCAACACAUCGCAUGUUCCGUGCAAGUUCUUCCGCCAGGGCGCUUGCCAGGCCGGCUCCGCGUGUCCCUUCAGCCACGACCUCAGUGCCGCGGCCGAAACGGUGUGCAAAUACUUUGCCAAGGGUAACUGCAAAUUCGGUCCCAAGUGUGCCAACAUCCACGUGUUGCCCGACGGCCGCCGUGUCAACUAUGGCAAAGGCGGUGUCACGAUCGGUGCCCCGCCCGUCACCUUGGGUGCCCGCGUGAACCCCAACACUUACCACCAACCAUCCAACAGCGCCCUUACCAACUCGUUCCUCCGUGCCGACGCCGUUCCCCCGUACUCCGCCUCCGCCUACGGUCAUCCCGAUGAACAAUACCAAAACAGCGGAGGCAAUGGAAUCCCGACCAUCGAUACCACAUAUACCUCCAACCCCACUACCGCAUAUGGCUCCCCCCGGGAUGAGGAUCUUGCCGGCCGCUUCGGUCUCGGCGUUUCUCCCGUCCCCAAGGGCCUGUCAGUCCUAGACGCACCCCUCCCCGCCUCCUUCGACAGCAAUGGCAUCUCCCACGCCGCCCGCUACGGCCCCUGGCCCUCCUCGGUUCCCGAGAAGUUCGGUCUGGACUCUAGCUCCCUCGGCAUGAGCGUGACCCAGGACGUCAACACCUCGCACACCCUCCGUGCGCUACGUAACUCGGCUUUUGGUGGAAAUGACAACAUCUCCCAGUCCCUCUUCAGCGGCGAUGGAUUCGCCAAUAGCCCGCCCACUCACUCCUCGGCGGCCUUCUACGGUUCCAGCCUCGGCGGUGAGGAGUUCGGCGGUUUUGGCAGAAGGCCGAUGCACAGCAGCUCGACCCGGUUUGCUAAGCCCAGGCUGAUGAGCCAGAGCGUCCCCCAUGACCGGGAUUGGGACUCUGAUUUGAUCUUUGACAAUGAGGAGGAUUACGUACCCGGAGAGUUGGCUAAUGAGCUGCUUACCCCUGCCGAACGCGCGAGGAGGGGAUCCAGCACCGCUACCGUUCGUGGCUUCGAUGCCCCAUUGGACUCUACCGGACUCGACGCGACCAAGUUCGGUAGCCCGAUUUCUCAGAGCCCGAGCAGAUGGGGAUCGCUUUUCCAGCGCCAAAAGGAGGAGGAGGAGAGAGAAAAGUUGGAGUCCAACGGCGGAAGCGGCAGUCUCAACUUUAUGCCCAUCGCUGGCCGCAGCAUCAAGCACCCGCCCUCGGCUUUUGGACACGUUGGCAGCCCGCUGCGUAACUCAAGCCUAGCCAGCGCUUUUGUAUCUGAGGAUUCCAACCGCCAAGGAAGCCUCACCGGCGAGUCGUUGUCUGCGCUCACUCAGCAAUUCCAACGUAGCAAAAUCGGCGAGGACGCAUCCGUCAUCUCCUCGAGCCCCCGCGGCCUUCACCCCAACUUGGGCCGCAAUGGAGCCUCUGGGGCUGGUGUCAUUGGUAAGGAAAGGGGGGAUAGCUUGCAGAGGCACAUCAGCUCCAACUCGAUCAGCUCGACAAGCGGGAGAUUUGCUACGCCGAUUAUCAAUGAGGAUAAUGAGGAAGGCGAGGAGGAGGAACAGAGCGAGUUUGUCUUCAGUAUGGAGGAGGAGGAAGACACCACCCAGGCGGGACAGAACCAGAAGCGUAACGGUAGCCCGCUGGGAAAUGGGGGCUCGUUGGGUAACGGCGGGUCUUCGUCGCCUUGGGGAAGUUAUGCGGGCGCUGCUGGGAGCGGAUUGGCGGCCGGUGGUGCGAACGGCGAUGAGUCCAAGGGCCAGAAUGGCCAGAAUGGCGUGAGCAAGGUGGGAGCUAUUGGGGCUGUUGGUGGGAAAUAA